AAGCCUGUCUGCGUCUCACCUUUUUGGAUGUGUUGCCUUCUUGUUCUCCCUCUAUACUCACUCUCUGCAGGUUCCAGACUUGAUUAGCUGUCAGCAAGAUGGGUGAUGAGCAGAACUGCUCAGAGAACCUCCCAGGGGCCAUUGAGAGGGUUCAGUCCAAGUCCCAGUGUCCCUCACUGGUAUCCCCCGAGCUGAAAGCCAUGAUCCGCAUCAAGACCAAGUACCAGGCUUUGAAGAAACGUCGCCUGGAUCUGACCUCAGGGCUCUAUGAUCCAGGGAGGCCCCCCACAUGCCCUGACCUCCGGCUACCCACUGGUCCAGAUGCCUUAAACGGCAAGGGGUCCCCCCACAGGAGGAAGCGGAGGAGGGGAUCCCGAGUGCUUUUCCCCAACACGUGCCGCAAGGUGGUCCCCAGUGACAAGGACCGGAGUCGGGCAAAAACUUUCUUUGUCCUUUUCAGCCUCAUCGUCUGCCUUCAGGUUUACAAUGCCAUUGAGAACUUGGACGACCACAUCGAACCAUACGACCUGGAGGGCCUGGAGAAGACUCUCCGCAGGGAAGUGUUCGGCCAGGAGGCGGCGAUAGUGGAGCUGAUAGGGCACCUGGAGGACUACCUGUCCACCUACGCCCAUUCCCAGCCCCUGGCCCUGGCCCUACAUGGCCCCAGUGGAGUGGGCAAGAGCCACCUGGGUCGCUUGUUAGCGCGCCACUUCCGCUCGGUGCUGGGAGACGACCUGGUGUUGCAGUACUUCACACAGCACCACUGCCUGACGCAGGGCGACGCGGCCCAGUGCGCCCGAGACCUGUCCCGGAGGGUGGAGGACGUGGUGGAGCGCGCUGAGGCCCAGGAAAAGAUCCCCGUCCUUGUGAUGGACGAGGUGGAGCUGAUGCCUGCCCCGCUGCUGGAUGUCCUGUGUGGCCUGCUUCAGCAGAACCAGACCAAGGAGCAUCUGAACGUCAUCUAUGUGCUCCUCAGCAGCCUGGGCCAGGGGGACAUCGUCAGGCACGUGCUGCAGAACGUCUCCGGCACAGCACAGGGCGUCAGAACCCCACUGCGCCACACACUGGCCGGGCACCACCGCCUCUGGGCCGAGGCAGGGCUGGACAUCGUGCCCAUGACCCUCCUGGAAAAGAGUCACGUGAUGGAGUGUCUGCUGGAGGAGAUGACCCAGGAGGGAUUCUACCCCGACCACGGCCACAUUGAGCUGCUGGCAGAGGAACUGUCUUACUACACCGCCAUGGGCCACCAGUAUUCUAAGAAUGGUUGCAAGCAAGUGGUGGCUAGGGUUAACCAAUUGUAAGAACACAUGGAGAGUGAAUAUAAAGUCUGAGAGGCAGUGGGCUAGAACCUGGUCGGGGCUAAUUCCAUUGUCGUUUUAUUCAAUUGAGAAAGUAAACCAAAUUUUGAUUCCAAACAUUCCACAUUGCAAAGCCUUGAAAUAAUUUCUAAUUGGAUUGUAACUACUGAAUUAUAUGUACGUGAAAUGGAAUUUAACCAACCCCCGGACCAAAAUCAAUAUGAUGUCCUUAUCAUAACUUACAUUCUGUCUUACUCAGGCCUUAUUGCUCUUCAUCAUUAUCUAAGCAUGCUACUUCAUUACGGAGUAUCACAUUGUUCAAUCUUCACACGUUUACCCAUGGGUCUGGUGAUGUUUUGGAUUCGGUUGUCACGUUGAGGACCCAGUGUUCUGGCAGGCCCGGUGGCCUUGGGUUGCUGCAAGAGAACGACUGACAGAAUCAGCCUCCCUAUCCGCCUCAGGGAAUACAACUGCUCCUUUGCUUUGUAGCAACAGAAAAAACACAUCAGGGUGGAGAAGCACAUAGUGGUUGUCUGCUCAAGCUAAUUGCCUUUGAUAAGUGAACGGCUGGGAGACAAAUGCCGGCCAGCCUGGGGGGAGAAAAGAGUGAAGCCAGAGUAAUGAUUUUGCACUCCAUGAACUUGUUUACAUUCCAUGAUGUUCAGUGACAUUGUUCCAAAACGACAGAAGCAGCCCUCUUUUGUCUCAUUCCAAAAUCUAGGCAUGGCCUUCGGCCGCAUCCCGAAAUUUCCAGAUGGUUAGAUAUUGUUUUUCUGCGCAUUGAGGUCUCAUGAGUUUCUACCAUCUUGAACAAUCUUGGGUUAAAAGCAUUUGAAAGACACUGUCUGCCAUUUUCAUGUACACUCAUCUUCAAAAUAAACAAUCUGUCAAUUAUUUUAAGAGUAAGCUAACCAUAGAAAUCGAGUGCUGUCA
This is a messenger RNA of Esox lucius (northern pike), 2231 nucleotides long. RefSeq names its product torsin family 4, member Ab (gene tor4ab). The record is from RefSeq and is a predicted model, not a curated record. The transcript is spliced from 3 exons. NCBI's taxonomy places the organism in Eukaryota, Metazoa, Chordata, Actinopteri, Esociformes, Esocidae. Gene Ontology annotation, cellular component: endoplasmic reticulum lumen; nuclear envelope. The coding region runs from base 99 to 1301 and encodes 400 amino acids. Gene Ontology annotation, molecular function: ATP hydrolysis activity; ATP binding.